Molecule: messenger RNA, 1658 nt
Organism: Alternaria rosae
Lineage: Eukaryota; Fungi; Ascomycota; Dothideomycetes; Pleosporales; Pleosporaceae
Product: catalase-like domain-containing protein
Exons: 2
Coding region: 219-1463 (414 amino acids)
Molecular function (GO): heme binding
Source: RefSeq, a predicted model, not a curated record
CACCUCGAAGAACUGGAAUCAUUGACGCGCUACCCCGCAUGCUCUCGAACCAUGCCGUCCGGACUGCAUCAUGAAGAAGAGCAGCUGUCGGCGAGGCGGAAGCUAGAUGCAGUUGCGGGGUGAUCAUGGGGACUGUGUUGGUGACUUAAGAAGGCCGCCGUCCAUGUAGCAGCAUACGGCGGAACAAGGAGUACACAUACUACCAACAAUUCAUCAGCAUGAGUGGAACCAAGAUCGAAACAUGCCCCAUGGGCUAUCACCGAAUUCAAAACAUUCACAAUGGCAAAGUAGCGAGUGGCACCGUCAAAGCUGGUGGACAAGACAAGAAGGCUACUGGUGAAUACAUCAAAUGGGAUGCGCCAGGUGUUGAAAACAUUCCGGACAAUGAGCAAGAGAAGAUUAAGGAGGUUUCUGCUCAGUUCAAUCGUUUCCAGAUGAUGAACUUCAAUGAGCAUAUGCACUGUUUGAGGGGCACGCACUUGAAGACUCAGGGUUGCGUUAUGGGCAAGUUCACCGUGCACGACAACCUACCUAAACAUCUCGCCCAAGGAAUGUUUGCGAAGCCUGGUACCUACGAUGUAAUCAUGCGGUACUCGUCUCUAACGCCCAAGAUCUUGCCGGACAACCUAGCAGCACCACGCGGCAUUGGCAUGAAGGUCUUUGGUAUCGAGGGCGAGAAGCUCUGGGGAGAAGACAAGAAGACGCAAGAUUGGACCUUCAACAACUACCCAGUAUUGGAGCUGCGUGAUCCCCAAACCACUUACGAUAUUGCAGACGCACUGGAGCGAAACUGGAACGACUUGCCUACCUUUGCAGACGAGCAGAGCAAACGCGUUGAUGCCGACGUAGCAACCCUCGGUGGACAACUGCCGAAACAACACAUGGUUGCUAUGCCCGAGUACUCUCAAUCAGCUUACCGCCACGGAGCUUACGUAGCCAAAUACGGCGUCUUCCCCAAUAGCAAGUUCCAGAAGGACCUUGAAAACACCGAAGUCAAAGACUCAGACCCCAUCAAUAUCCUCUCGCAAACCCUCCGCACACACCAUCUCAAUAACACCAUAAGCUACAGCUUCUGCGCACAACUCCUGCAGGACCUCACCGAACAGCCCGUCGACGACAUUGGCAUCGAAUGGGAUCCCAAGAAAUAUCCGUUUGAGCAAGUCGCUACCAUUGAGUUCCCGCCGCAGGACUCGUGGCUACCUGAGUUUAGGACGUGGUGGGAUGAUCGCAUCACGGUGAAUAGCUGGCAUGGAUUAAAAGAGCACCAACCGCUUGGAAGCACCAACCGAAUGCGCAGGGUAGUUUACGCCGAGAGUAGGAAGUUGAGGCUGAAGGUUAAUGGGUACAAGGAAGAAGACUAUGUGGAGCCCGCGGGGCUUGGUGAUAUCCCUGGAAAGGGCGUGGAGGCGCCGCAGUUGGACUUGAAGUAUCAAAGUGCUGUUACUACUGCCGAGAUUGCAUGAUGAAUAGAUGCGCGGUAGCUAGACGUAGGUUCUAGAACGGAAGUGCUUUUCUUAGAUGUACGUGUGUGUAUAGCUCCGGCGGUAUGCGCGUCCGCUCGGUGACGUCUGUUCAUGCAUGAACAAGCCCAGAAUAUCAUUGAAGCUACUAUACCAAUGUAUCUAGUGAUAAGCGCAGUUAGAAUACAUGUAGCUUAC